Molecule: messenger RNA, 1502 nt
Organism: Prorocentrum cordatum
Lineage: Eukaryota; Dinophyceae; Prorocentrales; Prorocentraceae
Source: the annotation of a GenBank genome assembly
AGGACGGCGAGCGGCCGACGGGGCCCGGGUGCUACAUGAAGAUGCCCAGCGGGUGCCAGUCGAGGACGUCGAGGACGGAGCGGUGGAGGCGCGACAAGUGGGCGGAGGAACACGCCCUGGACUCGGACGGCUGCAUGGGCCGCAGGGUCGUCUGGAACGAGUACUGCCAGAGGGAGGACGUAGAGGUGAUAUUCGUCGGAGGCAGCUCGAUGUCUAGUUCGAAGUCUUUGAGCACGCUUCAGCUCGGGGCCAAAGAGGCGUGGCCGUGGUCCAAGAAGCGUGGUAAAGCCGAGGAGGCGGAGGCACAGACGAAGGUCGAUGCGGACACGCAGGUGAACGCGGAUGCGGAGGCCGACUCCGAGGUCGACUACCCUGACGAGCCCGGGUGUUACAUGAGGAUGCCUUCUGGUUGUCCCAAGAACCCGAUGAAGACCGACCUGUGGAGACACGACGCCUGGGCAGAGCACCACGACCUCGACGAGGCGGGCUGCAAGGGUCGCAAGUAUGUGUGGGAUAAGUUCUGCGCGGCCAGUGAUUCCAAGAUGGUGUUUGUCCGCAACGUUGACAACGUGACCCUCGUGGAGCCUGCGAGGCCAGUGAAUCUGUUCAGAACGUCGCCAUCCUGGCCGUGGUCCAAGAAGCGUCAAACAUCCGAGGAACCCCAAGCACAGGCGAAGGCGGAUGCGGAGGCCGACUCCGAGGUCGACUACCCUGACGAGCCUGGGUGUUACAUGAGGAUGCCUUCUGGUUGCCCCAAGAACCCGAUGAAGACCGACUUGUGGAGACACGACGCCUGGGCAGAGCACCACGACCUCGACGAGGCGGGCUGCAAGGGUCGCAAGUAUGUGUGGGAUAAGUUCUGCGCGGCCAGUGAUUCCAAGAUGGUGUUUGUCCGCAGCGUUGACAACGUGACCCUCGUGGAGCCUGCGAGGCCAGUGAAUCUUUUCAGUGCGUCACCCUCGUGGCCGUGGUCCACUGUUCGCGCGAACGCUGGUGGGGCCGAGACAAAGCCGAAGGCCGAGGGGGAUGAGGAGGAGGAGUAGGGCCUCCAUCAGCGCCUGGCGGAGGGUUUCCUCCGGGUGCCCCGAGAUCCCGAUGCAGGUGGACCUGUGGAGACAGGACGCCUGGGCAGAGCAUCACCGCCUCGUCCACCAGGGCUGCCUGGGUCGCAGGCAGGUGCGGAACAGGUACUGCGAGUCCGAGGAUGCCGUCAUGGCCACUGUCGGCAACCAGACCGGUCCGCUGCGAGAGGGCACGUGAGUCAUCUUGUGGGCAGGCUGAGCUGGCCGCCAGGGUGCAGCACCUUGAUCGCUCGAUUGUCCCUGCCGCUCGGUUAGCAACUGCGACUGCUCGAUCUCGGGGGCUGGGCGAAAGCGUUUCUCCCCGACUUUCGCCCUCGGGGGCUCCACCGGGUAGUUGGGCUGACACCGAGCUUCGAUUCUCGUUGUGCUGUGGGGCACAAGAAUCGAACCGCACGGCGCAGCGCAGGAGGUGAAGGAGGC